AUGGACCUCACCAUUUCAAAAAGUGUGGCAUCUCCCACAUGGUCAGAGAAUGACAAUAUGGGGAAUCCUAUAGAGUCCACGAAGCAAGAUCCAUUGCUUGCAACCCCGCCCCCCAAUAAGUACACAAAUCUUGAAAAUGGGGAACAUGUGUUGUCAUCCAAGGCGUUUGAAAUAGAGAGACCCCGCAUAGGAAUGAAAUUCAGUGAUGAAAAUGAUGUAUAUGAAUUUUAUAAGGCUUUUGCACUGGUGGAAGGGUUUGGUAUCAGAAAGGGAAGUACUCACACGAAUAAGGAUGGAAAGAGAAUUGAUAGGGAAUAUAAAUGUUCUAAAGAAGGAUUCCGCAUGGUGAAACAAGUGCAACCUAGAAAAAUUGUCCCUGAGACAUGGUGUGGAUGUGAUGCGAAUAUGUGCAUAAGCACAAAUGCCAACAAUGAGUGGGUUGUCACAAAGUUUGUUAAGGAUCACAAUCACUUACUUGUAUCUCCACAUAAAGCUCGACUCAUCCGAUCACACUGA
Molecule: messenger RNA, 516 nt
Organism: Amborella trichopoda
Lineage: Eukaryota; Viridiplantae; Streptophyta; Magnoliopsida; Amborellales; Amborellaceae
Source: RefSeq, a predicted model, not a curated record